Messenger RNA from Meloidogyne enterolobii, 153 nucleotides. NCBI's taxonomy places the organism in Eukaryota, Metazoa, Nematoda, Chromadorea, Rhabditida, Meloidogynidae. The record is from the annotation of a GenBank genome assembly.
AUGUAUACUAAAGUGUAUCGCUUUAUGAAAUACUUAGGGUUUGAAAAAUUGCCUCGUUCGUUUUGGACAAAUUCUGUUUUUAAAAGAAACUGGGCUAAGGAAAUGAUUUGUAAUCCUGCUACUUCGUAUGAUAUGGUAGAUAAUGAAUUUUAA